AUGGCUUGCAAUGUAAACGUAGUCCACCAAGCAGCAAUGGCGUCAGCCAUAGGCCAGCCUAACAAGCCUUCUCAGCGGCCGAACGCGUCUCUGUCCGCGCCAUCGAAUUCAAAGCCCAAAUCUUGUUGUAAGCUUCUUUUGUCCUCACAGUCUUCUUUCAUUUCCGGUUUCUCUCCCUCUCGCCCUCAAACCCUAACUCCGUUUCGUUCCAGCAGAGCUCAGAAUUUCCCGGUUGUGGGGUCUGCCAAGGCAGAGCCGCUGAGAAUAAUGAUAUCAGGGGCGCCAGCUUCUGGUAAAGGAACGCAAUGCCAGCUCAUUACCCAGAAGUAUGGUUUAGUGCAUGUCGCUGCUGGAGAUUUACUUAGAGCAGAGAUUGCAUCUGGGAGUGAAAAUGGAAGGCGUGCAAGAGAGUACAUGGAACAAGGACAAUUGGUUCCAGAUGAAAUAGUUGUCAUGAUGGUGAAGGAGCGUCUAUUGCAGCCAGAUUCUAAAGAAAAAGGUUGGCUUUUGGAUGGAUACCCUAGGAGCUCAUCACAAGCAAUUGCUCUUAAGGAAUUAGGGUUUAAGCCGGAUCUUUUCAUUCUUCUAGAAGUCCCUGAAGAGAUUCUUGUUGAGAGAGUUGUUGGAAGAAGGUUAGAUCCUAUUACUGGAAAGAUAUACCAUUUAAAGUAUUCUCGGCCAGAGACCCAAGAGAUUGCGUCAAGGCUCACCCAACGUUUUGAUGAUACAGAAGAAAAGGUGAAAUUGCGGUUGAACACUCAUCAUCAGAAUGUGGAGGCCGUACUUUCAAUUGUGCACUUUAUAUUUAUGCUUAUUUGUGAAUUGUGA
Molecule: messenger RNA, 828 nt
Organism: Prunus armeniaca (apricot)
Lineage: Eukaryota; Viridiplantae; Streptophyta; Magnoliopsida; Rosales; Rosaceae
Source: the annotation of a GenBank genome assembly